This is a messenger RNA of Brassica rapa (field mustard), 1875 nucleotides long. Its product is annotated as LAG1 longevity assurance homolog 3. NCBI's taxonomy places the organism in Eukaryota, Viridiplantae, Streptophyta, Magnoliopsida, Brassicales, Brassicaceae. Gene Ontology annotation, cellular component: membrane; endoplasmic reticulum. The record is from RefSeq and is a predicted model, not a curated record. Gene Ontology annotation, molecular function: sphingosine N-acyltransferase activity. Gene Ontology annotation, biological process: ceramide biosynthetic process.
GAUUCAAAUAUUCUAAUCAUUUUUUUGGUAAAAUUUUUUUUUUUGAAACUUAAAACGAAUUUAUUACUUUCAAUACCAAUCAUACGAUGCAAUAAUUAUACAAUUAUAUUUGCACAUAACAUUAACAUAUAUCUCACAAACUAGAAAUCAUUAUUUGACGUCAAUAAUCAACGAAUCAUUAUUUUCCCAAAACUUUCCAUUAUAUAUAAAUAAAAUUCGUUCCAAAAUUUCUACCAUAAUUUUAUUACAAAUUAUAAUCUACAACUUCCUUUAUGACAAUAUACAGAACAAACUAAUAAACCAGUCGUUUUUAUUUUUAUAAAAAAAGACAGUAACUUGUCCAAUUAUAUAUAUCAAAGUCAAAGACCAAAGAGAAGUCAACUAAACAAUAACAAGUUGUCGCAUUUGCCAGCUUGAAGAGUAGAGAAGACUCUAAGCUACUCAGAACUCAGAAGGUUCGAGGAAGACCAAAAACGAUUCCAGCUUUGAAAAUAUAAUAAAGGGAAGCAUACAUUCUUCUUAUAGAGAAUCAACCAAAUUGGGAGAUUGUAAUUGGAGCAGUACACUUCAACUUGCAUUUAAACCCUCACUUGAUCCAAUAAAAGGAGGUCCGGUCCCUUUGUCUCUCCACGGAGAAGUUUUGAUGGGUUUGUUAGAAUCUGUGAAAUCGAUCAACUGGGAGCUGGAAUCACCUCCGGUUUACCGGGACUUUCGUGUUCUUCCUCUCUUCGCUGUCUUCUUCCCUUCGGUUCGGUUCCUCCUCGAUAGAUUCGUGUUCGAGAAAUUGGCAAAACAUUUGAUAUAUGGGAAACAGAGACAGAAUAUUGGAGAUGAUGCAACGGAGAGAAAGAAGAAGAUCAGAAAAUUCAAAGAAUCAGCCUGGAAGUGUGUUUACUAUCUAUCAGCUGAGAUUCUUGCUCUCUCUGUGACUUACAAUGAGCCUUGGUUUAUGAACACUAAAUACUUUUGGGUUGGCCCUGGAGACCAGUCCUGGCCUGAUCAACAAACCAAGUUAAAGUUGAAGCUUCUGUAUAUGUUUGUGGCUGGAUUCUACACAUACUCAAUCUUUGCUCUUAUCUUCUGGGAAACAAGACGUUCUGAUUUUGGAGUUUCAAUGGGUCAUCACAUCGCUACUCUUAUUCUUAUAGUCCUCUCAUACGUAUGUAGUGAUGUGUUUCUUGAAGUUGGGAAAAUGUCUAAAUAUAGUGGAGCUGAAGGGAUCGCAAGCUUUUCAUUCAUUCUUUUUGUUAUGUCUUGGAUCAUUCUCCGCCUCAUUUACUAUCCCUUUUGGAUCCUAUGGAGCACAAGCUAUGAAGUAGUUUUGGAACUAGACAAGGACAAGCACCCGGUGGAAGGACCAAUAUACUACUACAUGUUCAACACUCUUCUCUAUUGCCUACUUGUUCUUCAUAUAUAUUGGUGGGUGUUGAUGUAUCGGAUGCUUGUGAAACAAAUACAAGACAGAGGCAAGCUUAGUGAAGAUGUUAGAUCCGAUUCUGAAGGUGAAGAUGAGCAUGAGGAUUGAUUGAUAACAAACGUAUAGGAGGAGCUUAUGAAAUGUAUAAACUUUGGCAUAUUCUCUUAAUGGUUCUGAUCACUGAUGGAUGUUAAGAGUGGAGACCGAGUCUUCAAACUCCAACACUGGACCAGCUCAUGGACAUAAUGGAUUAACCAUUUCUAAUUUGGCGAUUUAUUGAAUUGUACAUUGAACAGCUUCAGUAUCUGCUUUGAUUGUAUUGUAAUAAUGUAUUGUAUUGUAUUGUAUUCAUUGUAUCACUUCACUAUCAGUAACAUCAUUGAUAAAUCUGUAAAGUAUAUUCAUGUUCUUACCAAUAUUUUGGUGGUUGAAUUUUAAUUUAAACAUGGUUGAUAUUU